Messenger RNA from Stylophora pistillata, 2690 nucleotides. RefSeq lists its product as uncharacterized. NCBI's taxonomy places the organism in Eukaryota, Metazoa, Cnidaria, Anthozoa, Scleractinia, Pocilloporidae. Gene Ontology annotation, biological process: proteasome-mediated ubiquitin-dependent protein catabolic process; protein polyubiquitination. The record is from RefSeq and is a predicted model, not a curated record. Gene Ontology annotation, molecular function: protein binding; ubiquitin protein ligase activity.
CAAAGACUUUUUCACUAAGCUGUCAGCUUAAUGUCAGUCUUAUUAUUGGUGUAUUAUGUAAUGCUUUGGCUGGAUGAAGAAGCCCCACGACCAAAUAAGGAAACUUACAACCAAAAUAAACAUUGUAGCUGUUCCACAGUUGUAACGACCUGUGACGUAAUCUUAAGGCCAAAGCGCGAAUCCCUUACCGACCCCUUACCGAAUAAUUCUCGUUGGAAAAUGAACAGAAAAGUCAAAAAAUGGAAUCUCCGCUGAACCGUUCAGCUGUGUAAACAAAUGGAAAUUUUCUGAUCAAAAAGGAAGCUUUCAUAUAAACAUAGUUAAGAACUAUGAUAUAAAAUUGAAAAUUGAAAUUGAUCAACUGUUGAUCUUUCUGUGCUAUAGACGAUAGGGGGCGUAUCCCCUCUAAAAUAUGACAGAUGUUCCUUAAUUUGUAAGGGGUUACCCCCCUUACCAAGGGAUAUAGUUGCCCUGUCCCAAUUUGUAUUCCGCUUGAUCAUGGCGUCCGUAGUCGGCGAUACUUUGCGAUUAACAUUUAAACUCUUACUUAGCAAGAUAAGAGAUAAGGGCGCUGAAAAUCUUAAACAUGGAGAUGUGAGCGACGAGCGAUUUAGAGAAUUCAUCGUUCGUGAACUCACGGAUAUUCGUGAGAAGCUCGAAGGAUUGUGUAAGGUUGAUCUGAUCACUUCUGCCAAUUUCUUCAAGGACGGAGUGAGUUUGAUGUACCAAAGCUUUGCCAAAUCUGGGAAUGGCAGCCCAAGCAUUCAAAGUGAAGUCUAUAGCGACGCGUUUGAUAACAUCAGUCUCAUGAACACUGAUGUUACGAACAUCGAACUAGACGAGUGGGAAGUUCUGCAUUUGAUGUCCGAUGGGUUGCAGUUUGACAAAAUCGAUUGUGAAGACAAGUUUUUCGUGGAAGCGAAGGAUUUCUUCAAAAAGGCAGCCGAAAGUGCUACCAAAGCUUUCAGUAACGAAGCAUUGGAUAUCUACGACAGAGUUUUGGCGAUGAAAUUCAGAGCUGCGGCGACAAUGCUACAUUACAUUAGUGAACCGGAAGUCGCAGUUGUGUUGUGCAAGAAUUACAUUGAGCAGCUGAAUGGUUUACCGGAAGUUCUCGAGGCAUUUUCUGUGCGUUUUGGUCGAUUCAACAUGCGAAAGCUGUUUUGUGAGAUGCGUCGAGAAGCUGUUAUUGGCGCAGUGGUCUCCAUAAAUCGCAUUUUGUGGGAAUAUCUACAUCUUUCGUCCAAGGGUGAUGAUGUAUUACGAAACUGGCCGGUUAUUCCCGCAGAUUCAAGGUACAAAAUCCAUCCAGUUCAGAAUUGGGAGGUCUGUCGCGGUUAUUUUUGGAAGUUUGGUGAGUUUGGAAGUGGCCCGGCGCAGUUGAACGGCCCUGUAGAUGUUGCUACAAACAGCAGUGGAUCUUUCAUUAUCGCUGAUCGUUACAACUUCCAGGUUAAAGUGUUUUCAAAAGAUGGAAAUUUGAGCCAAAGAAUGUGCGAAUUGGCUUUCUUACAAACUUUUAACGAAGACUUAGUAGAUACAAACCUAAUUCACCCGCAGAGUAUCGAUGUAGAUAAGUUAGAUCGGGUCUACAUCUGCAGUAGCUAUAAGUCGGCCCUCAGCGGUCAGUACAUCAAUGAAGUCAUUUCCACUGAUCAUCAAGGAGAAUUCCUCUGGAGCUUCGGAAGGGGCGUGUCUAACUUCAAUCAAGGAAAGCUGACCAGCAUUGCAGUAGAUAAAAACAGAGAGAGGGUUUUUACUCUUUGUCAGAAGACAGUUUUUGUGCUCACUACAGGUGGAACGUUCUUGUCAAGUUUUACUUUGACAGGAGAAUUCACCCAGGCGAAGGAGUCACACCUCUGUGUGACAACUGCUGGCAAUUUAAUCAUCACAGCCAAUAAUGGAAUGUUCUGCGUUUCCAAACGAGCUGCCAAUGACAUAAGUUUCAGAUCACGCACAGUCCACCCAACCCGGUUUAACAUGCCGCACAGAAAGAUACCCAAUUUGUUUAAUCCGUCAGGUAUCACGUUUAACCCUCACACGGAGGAAAUUUCUGUUGUUGAUCGAGCGAGUAACAGUUUGAUUAUGUUUGACACCAGAGGAAAUUUUAUCAGGAAAGUUUUCUUUUACGAGAAAUAUUCUUCCGGGGGAGCAACUGUUACCAGAGACGGUCACGUGGCCAUAGCAAGCAAGUCGAGCAAUAAGAUUUUCAUAGUGUGAACCCGUGACUUUUUUCAUAUUGGUUUAUCAAAAAUAUAGCGAUAGAGGAGAAAAAAGAAUAGAAUCUUCCAUAUCUCCAAUACAACUGAAAUUGUCCUAAAAUUGAGAGAAAAAAAAACAACCGUGCAACUAGUCUUCGCCACCGUUCUUUGGGAUGUCACACAACGUUCCCCGAAACUAGUUGAGGGUGUUGUGUGACAUCAUGAACCACUGUCUUAUGGCUCAACUGAGCUUGUAACCGGUUCUCGUUCCUUACAUUAAGGGUACAGAGACGAUCAAGAACAUUAUAUUGGUAAAACGAUUUUCUAAGAAACUAAUUGAAUCAAAACGUCCAUUGGGUAUUUCAUUAUGCUGGAUAUUUUUUUGCCAAAGAACGAUCAGAUGAUUAGAUUGUGGUAGAUAACGAUGCUAUUAUCGUUUCGUUAUAUUCUUUUUACCUUGUGGUUACUUUACUUUACUCUAUAUUUAAU